UGCAAAGAGCAUUGUCUAGAUUACUCCAAUUUUUAAAUAAUUUUUCACCAAGGUCUUGUGUCCAUCGUUUUUUUUAAGUAAAAUGUCUUUAUAAUAGUUCCGUAUCAGGAAUCCCAUCUAACGUACGUUAAAGCAUUGAAACUCUUCUGCGUGAUCCUCUUCUUUCGAACAAGUAAUAGUAUUGGCUGGCUCCCACGUGUCACCUCAUUUUUAGCCACCUGGCACUACUCCUACACUUGUACAAAGUGAGACUUGCUAAUAUUUGUUUUGGUCUAAGUGCAUGCGUAAAAGCUUGUAUUCAUAUGAAAAAUGUAUAAUAGACAAAAUAAAAAUCUAAGGUGUCAAGUUGCGUAAUUAACGUAAAUAUAGGUCCUUAAUGUGAAUUUAGCCAUCAUUUUUUAAUCUAUAAAUCACCUUCUUGAAAAGGUGUCAUUAUACACCAGCAGCUCUCAAAGGAAGCCAAGAAUACAACCAUGGUUCCACCCACUUCAACCGCCGUAGCAACCGCCAUUGCUUCCCUAAUCCUCCUCCUUGCUUCGACGUCUUACUGCUAUCCAAACCCUGUAGAAGGGUUGAGCUACUCUUCUAUCAUCCCAGAUUCUGAUGUUGAUCUUCUUGAAUUUCCUCUCAAUUUAGAGUACUUAGAGGCUGAGCUAUUUCUUUAUGGCUCUUUGGGUCGUGGGUUGGAUUGGUUUGCUCCAAAUUUGACCCAGCAAGGUCCAUCACCAAUUGGUGCUAGGAAGGCCAAGCUUGAUCCUUUCACUAAAGAUGUCAUCAAGCAAUUUGCUUGGCAAGAAGUGGGACACUUGAGGGCAAUUAAGAAUGCAGUAAAAGGAUUUCCAAGGCCAUUGCUGGAUUUAAGGACGGAAUCAUUUGCGAAAGUUAUAAACAAGGCAUUUGGGCGACCACUAUCUCCACCUUUUGACCUCUAUGCCUCUCCUCUCAACUUUCUCAUUGCCUGCUAUGUAGUUCCCUAUGUUGGCCUCACAGGAUAUAUUGGAGCGAACCCAAAACUUAAAGCCUCUGCUUCAAAGAAGCUUGUAGCAGGCCUUUUGGCUGUGGAGUCAGGGCAAGAUGCAGUUAUCAGAGCAUUGCUAUACGAGAGGGCAAUGGAGAAGGUGCACCCAUAUGGGAUAACAGUAGCCGAGUUCACAGAUUCAAUUUCAGAACUGAGGAAUAGGCUUGGAAAUGCAGGUGUCAAAGAUGAAGGCCUCAUAGUUCCCAAGUACCAAGGAGCAGAAGGCAAAACAAACGGCAACAUACUGGCUGGAGACGACUGCUCUUUAGGAUACGCAAGAACACCAGAGGAGAUACUGAGAAUUGUUUAUGGAGGAGGUGAUGAACGUGUUCCUGGAGGUUUCUUCCCAAAGGGAGCUCAUGGGCGGAUUGCUAGAUCUUACUUGCGGGACUAUGCUAGCUGAAGAUUAGAUGAAAAAUGCAAUGAUGCGUGCUUUUCUUGUAGCUUUUUCGAGUUGUUUCAGGACAGGGCAAUAAAAUAAAAUUUGUGUCUUUUGUUUUUUGUUU
This is a messenger RNA of Manihot esculenta (cassava), 1524 nucleotides long. RefSeq names its product desiccation-related protein PCC13-62. Lineage: Eukaryota; Viridiplantae; Streptophyta; Magnoliopsida; Malpighiales; Euphorbiaceae. Bases 474 to 1421 code for a protein of 315 amino acids. The transcript is spliced from 3 exons. The record is from RefSeq and is a predicted model, not a curated record.